Monoraphidium neglectum is the source of this 597-nucleotide messenger RNA. RefSeq lists its product as hypothetical. The transcript has 4 exons. Gene Ontology annotation, molecular function: P-type ion transporter activity. NCBI's taxonomy places the organism in Eukaryota, Viridiplantae, Chlorophyta, Chlorophyceae, Sphaeropleales, Selenastraceae. Gene Ontology annotation, cellular component: endoplasmic reticulum membrane. Gene Ontology annotation, biological process: intracellular calcium ion homeostasis. Bases 1 to 597 code for a protein of 198 amino acids. The record is from RefSeq and is a predicted model, not a curated record.
AUGUUUUUCUUCAUCUCUAAUGCCAAGCCCCUGGAGCAGCUGUCCCCCAUUCGGCCCCACCCCUCCAUAUUCAACCUCUACUUCUUUGGCAGCCUCAUAGGGCAGUUCGCAGCGCAGCUGGCGUUCCUGAUCUUCAUGUACCGGGCCGCGCUGGGCGCCAUGCCCGAGGAAGAGGCCCAGGACAGCGAGAGCGACUUCAAGCCUAACCUCGUCAACAGCGUGUGUUACCUCGUGGAACAGACCGUCCAGCUGUCGACGUUUGCGGUCAACUACGUGGGCCACCCCUUCAACGAGUCGCUGCGCGAGAACAGGGGCAUGCGCAUGUCACUCACCUACGCCGGCGGCUUCCUGCUGCUGCUGGUGCUGGAGGUGGUGCCGCAGCUCAACGAGAGCUUUGGCCUCGUGCCGAUUCCAUCUGAGCUGCGAGCCAACUUCAUAGCAGGCGCCGUGUGCACGGUCCUCUUCUGCAACGGCUGGGAGCGCAUGCUCCGCAACCUCGUGCCCGCACGCACGCCGCCGGCGCGCGUCUUCAUCACCCACAAAGCCGAGCUGCAGAGAGCGCGGGCGGCUGCGGGCGCGGCAAAGAAGCGGGAGUGA